CAAGGCUACUUUUCCUGCUCAUGAAAAACACUUUUUUUCUUCUGUUUCCAGUUUGGUGAAUGAGGUGACAUUUGUAAAUGUAAAAGCAUGUAAUAGGGGUUGUUCUGAUCUGUAUGUAUAUAAUAAACACAGUGUGUCAGAGUGGCACUGAUGGCACCACAAACAGUGUCCUCCUCCCCUUGAGCCAGUGAACACACUAGAUCUGUCCAGCACACCUCGAGGAAGGUCUUCCUUCUGACUUCUGCCUUCACAGAUCUUCUCUGACUGCAUCAGGCUCUUCCCAGCAUGCAUUACAGAACGGUCAUGAUGUACACUGAAAUAGGGUGCUUCGUAGCAUGCGUCUGCGGCUGGAUCUUGGUUUGUUCCACGAUGCCGACAGAUUACUGGACUUAUUCUGAAGUGGAGAGUUUAGUUCUGACGUCUGGCCACUAUUUCUCCAACCUCUGGAAAGACUGUCUGUCUGACUCCACGGGCGUUUCUGACUGCAAAGAGUUCCCCACCCUGCUGGCUCUGCAGACAUACAUUCAUCUGUGCCGAUCUCUCGUCAUCAUCUCCAUAAUUCUGGGAUUGUUCGGGGCCAUUCUUGCUUUGGUGGGGAUGAAGUGCACAAAACUCGGAGGCUCUGAAAUCAUGAAUGCGAAGGUCACCUUUGCUGCAGGGAUGAAUUACCUUCUAUCAGGUCUCUGCGGUAUGUUUGCCUACAGCUGGUACGCCCACAAGGUUAUUUCUGAGUUCAUGGAUCCAAAUUACCGAGCAAAAAAGUUUGAGCUGGGCUCGGCUCUGUUUGUGGGAUGGGGCGGCUCGGCUCUCCUCGUGGUGGGAGGAUUCGUCUUCAGCAUCACUGCAGGGAAGGAAGCCUGCCGAUCCAGCUCCAAGACCCAAGAGAAGUCCAAUCACACUCCUUCCUCCAAUCUCUCUGAAGCGAACCAGAAGACACACAGUCCUCCGCUGUCGCCCAUCCCUGACCGAGCGAACCAGAGGACCAGCAAACCUCCCAAAGCAUCUCACGCCGUGGACGCUUACGUCUGAUGGCUCCCUUCAUACAAUCUAUAAUCUUUAGGAGAAUGUCCUUAGUAAUAGUUUGAGGCAAGUGUUUAGAAACACCAUGACCACAGAGAUUGAAACCCUGGUGUCCAGUCAAGAGCUGGAAGAAUGGUUUGAUAGAACUGAACUGGAUCUGCUGGUCUGUGCUAAUAA
Carassius carassius (crucian carp) is the source of this 1197-nucleotide messenger RNA. It is a transcript of the gene cldn10c, whose product is annotated as claudin 10c. Bases 286 to 1029 code for a protein of 247 amino acids. Gene Ontology annotation, biological process: bicellular tight junction assembly; cell adhesion. The record is from RefSeq and is a predicted model, not a curated record. The transcript has 5 exons. Gene Ontology annotation, cellular component: bicellular tight junction; plasma membrane. Lineage: Eukaryota; Metazoa; Chordata; Actinopteri; Cypriniformes; Cyprinidae. Gene Ontology annotation, molecular function: structural molecule activity.